This is a messenger RNA of Pocillopora meandrina, 2925 nucleotides long. NCBI's taxonomy places the organism in Eukaryota, Metazoa, Cnidaria, Anthozoa, Scleractinia, Pocilloporidae. The record is from the annotation of a GenBank genome assembly.
AUGUACUCUGUGGUAGAGACAUCACAGAUUAGAGAACCACACUACGCUUACAACCAAACCGUAAAUGUGUUGUGGGGGAAAGGAAAAGAUGUGAAGUAUUUCCCAGCCAAACUUAUAUUAUAUGGUACGUAGGCUUAUCAUGCAUGUGCACUUGCAAAAAUUUAUGUUACUACACGUUUUACUGUUGUAUGACUGUUGAAAUAAGAGCCUUUUGGAAAUAGAUUUCCAUCAAUUUAGAGAAUCAAACAUCCAUACAACGAGGUAGCUCCAACGAGCCAUUGAUUUUUUAUAAGAAAGACAAAGGAAAGUUGGAUGAGCCAUUUUAUUAUUGUCCAUUGGAUUUUGUAUUUGCAUUUGUCUUUCUCCUUGGAAAUAACAUGGAACAUAUUACUUAUUCUCAUUGUCAGGGAGCAAGGAUGAUUGUGAGAAGGAAGUACUAGAACUCUUCUUCACAAGUGAGAGUACAUCUACUCCAAGAAGUUCAAGCAGUGAAGGCACAUGAUAAGAUCAUUAUUAUGACCAGCUGAAUGGAAUGAAACAAAAUAUUAACUGAGUCAUUCAUUGUUUAAGGAGGUUACAAUAUCAAUGGAAAUUAACUGUAAGCCCUUUCAUGUACUUCAUGCAGGUUUGGUGAAAGGAAAGAGGAAAAAUGUAGGAAUAGGAAAGGAAGUAGCAGCAAAAAAAACUAAAGGUAUUUAAUUUGCAUCAAGUCUUAUACAAUUACCCCAUGAUAAAUUUUAGAUUACUGCAAAGGUAACACAGAUGGAAAUUUUAAAGGUAUCACCAAUAUCUCUUAACCCAUGCCAGUUUCCAAUUUUUCUUGAGAGAGAAGUUUUGUGCUGAUAUGCAUUAAUUCCAAAGUCACUUUCCUAAAGACAAGUGCUUAAUUAACAUUAAGUUUUCAGCCCUAGGGAGAGCCUUUUGUAAAAGAGGAGUAAGAAGCAGUGUUUUUUACUUAAAUAUAACACAGAUCAAUGUCUCCUCCGUGCAAUUUUAAAUGCAGCAGAACACUUGUCUAGCUUGCCUUCGUUUUUGCAACUUUUGAAUACAACAUGAAAUAACUGGCAAAAUGGCUUAUUAUGAGGGAAAUUAGUGGUCAAGAACAUGCAGACUCAUGACUUAUAGGGAGAGGGAGGGCAUGCAAUUUCAGUUAUUCAACAAUCACGGGAUUUUAAUUCAAUGAGCUUUGCAUGGAAAAGAAAUAAAGAGUCUUGUCUCAUCAAUGAAGGUAUUGGAAGUACAUUAAGCGAAGAAAAAGAAAAUCUGGAAAGGGCAGUUUCGGCAAAUCACCAGUUUGAAUCUCUUCAAAGGUAAAUAGAAUUUCUUCAGCUUAGAGUCAUUUCCAUAGACAUACAGUUGUAUGGCCUAUUUUAACAGAUUACCAGAUUUUGCUCCAAAUGCCAGGCCAUUAGAAGAGGAUUAUACCCUGAGCAGGACUACUACUGACAUGAUUUAGCGAGAAGAGAUUGGACUUAGAGCAAUUUUUAUAUACUAAAAAAGAAUGAUAGCCUUUUAGAGUGUUUAUCAGAAGGCUGAUCAUCAGCUGAAUUUAUUUGCUUUUUUGCAGGUCUCAUGCAACUUUAAAUACAUAUGAAGCUAGACCCUCUGUUGAUGUAAGGUUUAAAAUCUGUGCCAUCCCAUUACAAAGUAGCAAAUGAAAAUUGCGAUUGCAGGGAACUCUUCAGCUUAUCAUUUUGUGGCUUACAAACCUCACUCACUCACCCUGUUUUUGCUGGCUGUGCUAUUGAGCACUAUUUCAAUUUUUUUUUUUCAACCUUGAUUUUAUGUUAUUGGAGAAGUUGUUUAGUUUGUUGUGCAAGCCAGGAAUUAUGUCUCUCACUUUAUACAAACAAAAUUUGUGUCAAGUCAUCAUUAGCACUAGAGAUUUAUAAGCUGGCAGCAUUCAUAAUAUUGCAACAGUCCUCAGGAAAAGAGCAAUCCCUUUUUGCUGUGGGAAAUGUCUUAACUGCAAUUAGUUAUAGCUUCUGACAAGCAACUACCAGUAUCAGCCUGCACUUCCAAAAAAAAGUCAGACGCAGUUUACUAGGAACACAAACUUGAAACCUAAAUGAACAGUGAUAAUUUAGUUACUUACGGGUAUUUGGUAUACCUAUAAUUCCAGGAUUUAUCUGAAGUAAUCACAAGGCUGGAUGCCAUGGAGAGCAAGCUUGAUCUAUUAAUUAAACAGAGUUAGGGUAAAAAAUACCCUGAAGCUGUAACAAAUUCCCCUACUCCAAUUUCCAAAAAAGAGAUAAGCCUUAGCUGAAUAGAAGAGGCAAACUGCAGACAAAUAUAAAAUGCUUAAGUCUAACAUCCAAUUAUUGAACACUUUUCCAGGAAGCUUACCCCAGCAAGGUUAAAUUUGUGUUCCCCUUUUGAAAAAUAAAUUACAAGAUCAAGUGGAUAUUGGACUUGUAUCAAGAGAGCACUCUUAAUUACACGAACUGUUCUAUUUGAGUCUAUACAUGUGUGUUACCAAAUGCUCAACAGGCAUAUACCUGACACAAGAAUAGUUAAGGGUAUAGCCAUACAAAAUGCUUUUUCUUGUACUUCUAAGCAGUAGUAAUUCCUUUGCAGAGUGUUGAGUCCAUUGGGGUGGACAGCGAUGAAGAAGAUUCUGACUUAGUAAUCUUUAUUGUUUGACAUUUUGUUUCGUGAGUUGACAGCCAAUAAAUUUUGUCUCUUCUUUUGCCCAAUACUGCCUACAAUUAAAAACAAUCCUUUGGUUGUACCUCCCCAAUCCAGGUCUAUAAUGGAGUUCAGCUUUUAUCUCUUAAGACACCCCCAAAGGAGCCAACACGGUAUGCUACCAGGUUGGCUGGGGUAGUGUUUACAAAGGAGGAAAUGUUGGCUGGGAUGGUUCCCCCUUUGAAUGACAAAUAUGAGAGGACACCACUUGAUCCCGAAAGGAUUUCAAUUAUUUAG